AGUAUCAAUAUUUUGUUCUUCUUUCUCCCUACGACGCGUUGUUUUGCUGAAUACGUUCGCUGUGUCAAAUGAAAUGACAAACAUAACGAAACCAUUAUCUUCCAAUCGCAAGCGUAAUGCUGAAGAGCUCAAUGACACGUCGCCGUCUUCUGGUCCCGGCGACUCGGAGAGUGUGCGGAAGAGAGUGAGAUGGGAUGGCGAGGACCAGGAGGUAUCUGAUAACGAGAACGGUGACGAUGAUGAAACAGAAUCACAAGAUGAUGAGUGCACGGAGAAGAUCUGCUUGGCUAUGUCAUGCCAAUUCGGGAGAGUUGGUUGCGCAUAUUAUGACCCACAGGUUUGCAAAAUGUAUAUAUUCGAAGAUAGUCAAGAGAAUGCACAUUAUGACCUUACAUCUAUGCUGCUUGACCAAGUUGAACCGGAUGUUGUUCUGACCAGUUCCAAGGCUGAAGAUAUGUUCAUUGAUGUUCUGCGGGCACAUGUGGAUAGCUCCGGAAGUGUUUUUCAACUGAGACCCCACAAGGAUUUUCUUCCGAAUAAGGGCCGCGACCGUAUUCUUUCUCUACGAUUGCUGUCGGAACUAGUCAAUUACGGCGCCGAGGAAAACACGACCUCUGAUCGUAGCUCUGACUCCGAACCACGAAACGCUUACGAUUUUAUGAGACGACGCAAAGAAGGCAAAGGAGACCCUACGGGACAGCGAUGGAACGCAUCUGUUCGAUUGGCCAACUACGCUUCUCUAGAAUGUGCUCCAUUAUGCCUGGGUUCCAUUGGUGCUCUUUUGGAUCACAUUGCUCGUAUGCGAGCCGUCGCAGACCUCGACGACGAAGGAAUAGGCGGACUCGAGAUCCGCGCCAUAGAAUACCUUCCCCUGAAACAAGUCAUGCAAAUCAAUGCGGACGCUCUUCAAUCUCUUCAGAUAUUUGAAACGGAGAACCAUGCAUCUGUUAAUUCCGACAAUACCAAGGAGGGCCUUUCUCUUUUCGGUAUUCUCAACAACACAAAGACAUCUUUGGGACGGUUGUUGAUGCGAGAGUGGUUACUUCGCCCAUCGCUCUCCAUUCCUGUUAUUACUGCGCGACAUGACGCUGUAGCAUGUUUUAUGCACCCUGACAACCUGACAUUGGCCACUACCAUGCAUAAUCACCUGCAGGGCAUCAAGAACAUCCCGAAGACCAUGAAGGCCCUGAAAGUGGGGAAGGCCAAGCUCUCAGAUUGGCAGAGUGUCGUGAAGUUCGCCUUUCAUUCCGUCAUGCUCAAUAAUUCUCUUCCCGAGUUAAGUCGUUCCGGGGACAUUGAUAUCCUUCGAAAGCUUUCCCAUGUACUCGAAGUGGCUAGCUUCAAGGAUAUUGGUACGGCAGUGAAUGAAAUGAUUGACUGGGACGAAUCUGCUCUUUGGGGAAGAGUCUGUGUUCGCCCUCAUAUCGACGAAGCUCUUGAUGCACAGAAGCACGUUUAUGCAGGUCUUGAUAGCAUACUGUCAACCGUUGCUCAUAGGAUAUCUCCUACCGUGCCAUCUGAUUAUGCAAGGUCGGUGAAUGUGGUAUAUUUCCCACAGUUGGGUUUUCUUGUAUCUGUCCCUAUGCGCGAUGAAUGGAACGAACACGGAGUGGUGGAAUUGGAAGGAUGGACUUUUCAGUUCUCAUCAGAAGAAAAUGCAUACUUCAAGAACAAAGAGAUGCGUGAUCUUGACAAACACAUUGGCGACGUUCAACCAGCAAUCGCAGACCGAGAGAUCGAAAUCGUGUACGACCUGCAAAUGAAAGUGCUCGAAUACGAGAAAGCUAUCAGCGCAGCAUGUGAUGUCUGUGCGGAACUUGACUGUCUGCUUUCAUUUGCAGAUGCUUCUCGAGCGUAUAAUUUCAAUCGUCCAGAAAUGUCAGAAGACAAUGUUAUUGAUAUCAAAGGCGGAAGACAUCCCCUGCAGGAACUCGUCGUCGACACUUUCGUACCCAACGAUGCAUAUCUCGUUGGCGGUGAUUUUGAUGGAUUAAUAGACCCUCAGGAAGGUGAAGAUUCUGAGAAUGAGAGUAUCAGUCCACGCGAUAACCACAGCAUACUGGUCUGUACCGGUGCAAACGCUUGUGGCAAGGCGAAGUGUGUACCUCAAGCAGGUGUGUGCGGGCCCAUGGAACGAUUAAACGGAGGUGAUAAACAUAUUGGAUGCUUUGUCCCCGCCGAACGUGCUACCCUGGGUAUCGUUGACAAAAUCUUCACUAGGAUUCAAACAAGGGAAUCUGUCUCUAAAGUGCAAUCUGCUUUCAUGAUUGAUCUGAACCAAGUCUCUCUCGCUCUGCGCAACUGUACUUCAAGAUCUUUGAUUCUUCUAGACGAGUUCGGCAAAGGGACCUUGGCUACAGAUGGGGCUGGAUUGUUCUGCGGUAUACUGCAACAUUUCGUGGGCCGAGGAAACGAUUGCCCCAAAGUCAUAGCUGCCACACACUUUCAUGAUAUCUUCAGACAAGACAUCUUGGAUCCCGACUCGCUUCCUGUCACAUUUGUACAUAUGCAAGUGCUGUUCACCACCAGCAAAGGCGAGCUUCUCGGCGCAAGUGAUACUGGAACUCUGUCUGCUUUUGAAGAGGAUACCACUGCCGACCAUACUGAAGCAGAGGGCGGAAGCAUGAUCAGACCUGGCGAAGGCAUUACCUAUUUGUAUCGGGUGGAAAAGGGUCUCUGGCUAAACUCGCACGCUGCUAUGUGUGCUGAAAUCUUUGGACUGCCUCGGAGUGUCGUGCAAAGAGCACGAUAUGUGAGUUUCUUGCUGUCCACACGCGAGCUGGGACAGUUGUUGGAUGAAGACAUGAACGAAGGUGAACGUACCGAGCUCGCACAGGCAGAAGAGGUCUGCAAGAGGUUCCUUGCAUGGGACCUUCAGACGGAGAUGGAGGGCGAGGAGGACGUGAAUGAGAAGCUGGCGGCGGUGUUGGGAAGGGCUCCCGACGAGUGAAAGAAAUGUGGCUCGCGUGUUGUGUAGAUAUACUGCGCUGUAUGAUUGUAGCCGUUUGCAAUGCAGCGAAAACGAGGAGAUUGGAGCAG
Molecule: messenger RNA, 3039 nt
Organism: Somion occarium
Lineage: Eukaryota; Fungi; Basidiomycota; Agaricomycetes; Polyporales; Cerrenaceae
Source: the annotation of a GenBank genome assembly